Molecule: messenger RNA, 2080 nt
Organism: Aureobasidium vineae
Lineage: Eukaryota; Fungi; Ascomycota; Dothideomycetes; Dothideales; Saccotheciaceae
Source: the annotation of a GenBank genome assembly
GAUGACAGACUCUGAGGAAGGAUCGACUGCUUUCAGCAAGUCAUUGCCAAGAGCUAUACGCUGCGAUAAGACCAUACCUUGCUCCAAUUGUAAAACUGCUGGAGUGGCGUGCAAGAUCACCAGUCGAAGUAAUGAUAUAACCAAACCACGAUCUAGAGUGCUCAUCUCCAGUCANAUAAAGAUCGACCGGAUGGAACAGCGCCUUGAAAGCAUAGAAAAGUUGUUGCAAGCACUAGCAUCGACCACAAAGACCCCUGACUAUAUACAGUCUGGGCCAUCAUCUGUGACCUUCACGCCUGUGCCAAGCGCUUCUAUGCCAGCACCUACUCCUCGAGUUGAACAGUUUGAGGGAGAAUCGUCCCUGGUAGCACAUUCGAGACAAGCUCAUGAAGCCUUGCAACAUCUACUGGAAGCAGCACCAACAACUAUUCGCAAUGAUCCCAACACAGUCAAUGCUCUCGCAGCUUUGCGAAACCUGCUGGAAAAGCACCGCUCUGAGCCUCCUAGCCUCAACUUAUUAUCCAGAAUCGGAUCGCCAGACGACCUUCAGCAUUCGGAACUACCCUCACGGGAUGAAAUAUUGAGACUCUUUGCUUAUGUCGAAGGUAUGAAAAUCGAACCAGGAAAAAUCAUGUUUGAAGCUGAGACUUGUGGCAGUNNGGAUGAUCUGAAUGACAUGUUCACUUGGUGGCUCUUUGACGACGUCCAGGACUUUUACAAGAUGUACGACGAAUUUUGUCAUUCGUCAACAUGCCCUCUUGCAAUAUCUAUACUUGUGUAUUGCGCGCUCUGUUGGCUUCUAGAGGGUAACCCAGUGAUGCAAAGGGCAGGACUGGACAUGUCGAAGUAUGCUGCUUAUGUUCCGGUUUGCCACAGACAUCUGGCAACCUGCAUAUCUUCUUACAAUCUAUUCCUCGAACCAACGGACCUCAACAUAGCAGCUCUAUCGUCUGCUGUAAGUGAAUUUGCGCGAUUCUUGACUGGGUUCAUACAAUCAUUGACUCGACCCAGNGCCGCGUACGCUAUUUACACCGCCGAUAUAAAUGCUGCCUGGACACUAUCAAGCACUGCAGCGCGAUUGUGCCAGUCUCUGGGUUACCACCGCUUGAGUACUGACAAGACUGGUGAUACCACCCUGUAUGAGAAGCGGGCUAUGUUAUUCUGGUCGGUGUACUUCAUGGACAAAUCCUUGUCGCUUCGACUUGGUCGAGCAUCCGCACUCCAAGACUUCGAUAUCUCCACCUCUGCGCGAGACAUCAUCGACAUCUGGCGCAGCCAAGACCAAUUUGACUACAAGCACGUCAAGUUGACGGAUUGGAUGCAUCUCUCACUUGAAAUGGCAAAGAUCCAGGGUGCAAUCUAUGACAAGCUCUACGCUCCUGGAAGUAUCAAGAAUCUGUCCGAACGACAAAAUCAAGGCCAAGAAUUCAUAAUCAAAAUACACGAAAUUCUGUCAAUGAAUCAGAAGUGCUUUGAGGAGCCAGGGUGGCUUCAGGAGUAUACUUCUUUUUACAAGGAGUGCAGUGACGUUAUUCUCUACAGCUUGUUCACUCUUGUCUAUCGAGCCAUGCCUGAAGUUUCAAAUGCCCAACAGCUUUCUCUACAAGCCGCAAGAUCGACCAUGCAAGUCCAUUACAGCUGCAGUAAGAAAGCAGAGUUUAUGGGCUCGGAGUUCAAGCUCGAAUACAUGACCUGGUCCAUCAUGUUGUGUCCAUUCACAUCCUUCAUCGUACUCUUUCGAAACGUCGUCACAGAUCUGAACAUCGACGACCUAAAACUCCUCGAAGACUUCGUCGCAUCGAUCGAAUGGCUCAAUGACAGGAACCAACGCGAACCACUCCAGCGGUUUCAACAGCUGUGCCAUGCCUUCUACAACCUCGCCAAACACUUUGUUGCCGCUCGGCUGCGUGCAGAUCAUGAGCAUCAAGCUUUAAGCAGUACAGAGCUCGUCAUGAAUACCAUGCAGACGACCAACUUCGAUCAAUCGUCGAACGACGUGGCGUUCCCGGAAGACUUCCAGACUUGGAUGGAUACCAACAUGGACUUUAUGAACGAUAACUGGCUGGCCUUUGGAACACUU